Molecule: messenger RNA, 3719 nt
Organism: Austrofundulus limnaeus
Lineage: Eukaryota; Metazoa; Chordata; Actinopteri; Cyprinodontiformes; Rivulidae
Exons: 6
Coding region: 215-3061 (948 amino acids)
Molecular function (GO): calcium ion binding; protein binding; heparin binding
Source: RefSeq, a predicted model, not a curated record
AACAGUGAGCUCCACAUGUGGGCCUGCUGCAGAGGGGGCAAGGGGGGCAGAAAGCGACUGCGUUCAAACUAGUCAGGCUCAGGAUCUGUGCAGUUAAGUCCCAGCUAGAAGGGAUUAUUCCUCCAGAGAUGUCCAAUCAGGAGCCACAAAGCUGAGGGCAUUUUAUUUACAAAAAGGAACACGUGGUCUGUUGUUUCCCGCUGAAGGUUGUAUCAUGGAGAUUAUUUCUGCGACUUUUUUCCUCUUUGCCAUCUCUGCGCUCAACACAAGGAGCGUGUCGGAGGUGUGCAGGGGCCCGCGCUGCUAUCCUGCCCAGGACUGGAGUAGAGCGUGCGUCGGCGCGCACUGCCAGGGGCGCACGGACACAUCCGCGCCCCGGCGGCAGCACGCACAGUCCAGGACGGGACCAGCGUAUCCGAGCCACCAGCAGGACGCCCGCUUUAGUCAGCAGCACCGAGCCGAGAGCGCGCCGUUACCCCCCUACACCAUCAUCCACCCCCAACUCGGUGGUGGCUUUACGCAGCAGCAGCAGGCGCGUUCCGAUGGGCCGAGGAGGACCAACCCGAGCACCAUCACGGCGGAGGUGUUUCAUCCGGGCUGCGCCGGAGGGACGUGUCCGUCCACGGUGUCUCAGCGACCCACGAGCGAGGACAGCGCAGCGCGCGAGUGCAAAGGGAUCGGGUGUAAACUACCCACGCGGAUGCGCCAGAAUAAUAAUAAUAAUAAGAAACCGUGCGUCGGAGAGGGUUGCCACGGGCACGCAGGAGACGACGCGAGGGGGGGCUCCUCUCCUCUUCACGUGAUGGACAGGGCCGCGCAGUAUCUGGAUGAGUUCCCGGACGUUGGGUCAGAACGGGGAGCACUGAUCCAGCUGAGCUGUGACAUAAAGCCAGGGUCCAAUGAAGUUCCCUCAGAGGAUGCUCUCGUCCUGCAGCUGCAGCUCUCCAAAAGCCAGGAAAGGCUGGUUGAGGCCCUCCAGGGCCAACAAGACCAGAUCAAAGUGCUGCAGAGUCUCCUCAGUGAGCAACAAGUGGCGCUGGUGAGCCAGCAGAGAGAAAUACUGGAGCAGCAAAACAGGAUGCACGAGCAGAUGGAGCAAGUAAAAGACCAGUAUAAGAUUUUGAUGGACAACAUCAAACAGACAUCUUUCCAGAACCUUCAGGAGGAGCUGGACAGUCACAUGGAAACCAUGACUGGGCAGAUUAGAGCCCACCAAACCCAACAGGCUCUGUCUCUGCACAAAGUGGACAUGGAGGCCAGCGUGAUGGAGGUGGGGCGACCCCAGCUGGCCUGUGGACACUGUGGACCUGAGGAGUACUGUAGUUACAGCAGCAGUCCUCCUCACUGUGAAAAGUGCACAAUCUGUCCCUCCGGUUUCUUCCUAGUGGCCCAGUGUUCAGCCCAUGCAGACAGAAUCUGUCAGGACAGAGAUGAGUGUCUUGAGAUAACUGAUAUGUGUGGUGAUCAGCAGAAGUGUCUGAACACUCCAGGUGGAUUCAGGUGUCAGGGCAUGACCAUACGAGAUGCCAACUCUGGAAUGUGUGGCCAUGGCUACUUCUACAACUUGGACAUGGAGGAGUGUCAGGCCUGUAAUGAGUGUGAUGGAGAACCUGUGGUUUCUCCUUGUACCUUUAUCACAGACACCAUCUGCUCUGGCCCUGCUGCUGAGGCCAGCGAGCUGUCUCUAUCCUGGGCUGGAGAUAUGAGUCUGCAGGUAUCUAAAAGCCACAGACUGGUUCGUGCUUUCUCCAGCGUGCAGCUUUAUAUCCAGGGAGGAGGCGAUGCAAGCCUGGUUUCAGCUGAGAAAGGGCACUUGGUCCUAAAACAACAUGGUCUGAUUUGGCUAGACGGGAGUUUGGCGCUCAGUCACAGCUGCCGCAGCUUCGUCCAGGUGUGUCUACGUAUAAACAACACAGACGGCUCAGAGGGUCGAGACCUGAGCGGUGUGCGAGUGGAACAACAGGAGCGCAAAUCUCUACAGAGCGUCAGCAUAAGUGGAGUGGCAGAAGUUGCCCCGAGUCACAUCAUAUCUCUCUUCCUUCGGAGCGCCACUCACCAAUGCAACCAAAGCAGUGAAGGUCUACAGCUGUCGGACGCCUCGGCAGCACCUCUCAGCCUCCUCUGGCUCUCUCAUGACACGGGGGCGGUUGCGAUGACAGCACAGGCACUGGUUUCAGCACAUUACCACACAAACUAUCGCCCAGCCUUCCACACCACCUCCACCUCUGACCCGUAUGUAAUCGGUCUGACUCACGACAGUCGUGGAAUCCGUUUUGCUGAGAGUGGCACAGUUCGGUUCGUGUUCCAGCAGGCCCUGUAUUCUAUGGGCCAAGCAUGUGUGAGUGAAGGCUUCCAACUCGUGGCACAUCUCAACCAGAAUGGAACCUCGGCGGAGCUGUUUCGCGUCUUCAAACCAGGCGUCCACUACAGGGACACAUCCGUGUCUAUAUCUGGAGCCACCAAAGUCGACCCUGGGGAUGCAAUUGGCUUUGAAAUCCUCUCUCCUGCUCAGUGCAAUGUGCGGUUCUUUGGUGAUGAGUCGGGCAUCAGUUUACUUAGUCUGUUUUGGGUUCCAGCUGCCAUUUCUUCUUUUAUGACUGCUUCUGUGGCCCACACCGGUCUUCCGUCAGGCGCGGUUCGAAACAAGCCCCUGUUCUUCCACCAGACUAGUCCCCAGGUGUCCCAGAUGGGGCUGCUGGGGAAGGGAUCCACAAAUCCAAGCAGAGAUUUUGUCUUCAGGGAGAGUGGCACAGUCAGCGUGGCUCUGGACCUCAAAUUCAUUCACUCCUGUAACCUGGUUAAGGUGACUCUGCUCAUGAGAAGUGACUCCGGGUCAAGAAGAGGCCAUGAAGUGGAGGGGCUGCGGCCUGUCCAUCUAGCCCAGCAGGCAGCCGGCCAAAUGCUUGAGGGUAGCCAGUGGGCUAGCAUGAGUCUUCGAGCAUCCUUUCAAGUUCAUAAUGGUACAGUUGUUUUUUUCCUUCUAGACUGUGUUCGUGGACGAGUCAAUCAGAUUAGCCACCAAUCAGGAAGUGGGGUGUCAGUCUUAUGGGUGGCAGCAUGAUGAAACUAUAACAAAUCUCUGCUGUUUUUAUUCACAAGCUAACCACAACAUCAAAACCAUCCACAAUCAUCUCAGUUCAGUGAAAGGUCCAGUUUUUCAAAUCUAACCUUUAUCUUUUUGUCCAACAAAAAUAUCUAAUUGUUCAGGAACAGUUCAACAGACAGUAAAUCACAGCUCAUUUCAGUCCAAUCUGCUUGAUUUGAUGGCGCAAGAACCAUCUGAGCACUUGACCUGCAAUAUCAAAAGAAUUUGCUAUCAAAGUUCUGGCAACAGACCGCUACAAAGCAAUCCAGACAUUUCCCAAAUGAAACUGGUCAGAACGAUUUUAAGUCUUGCAAAUAAAUAAUGAAGUGUUCUAAAUACCCUGAUUAGCGUAUGGCUGACAUAGUGUUCAAAUAUUAAUGGACUGCAUUCAAACAAGGGUCUAAUUUCAUUGUGUUGUUUUUUUUUUAAGUUACUCUUUUAUAAAUUACAUAAAAAGCCUGCCACACAGAAUGGGUUUUGUGAAUAGAAAGUGUUUUAUAGAUUAAGUGUUGAGUCCACUCAAAAACAUUUAUGAUCUCAAAAGGGCAUGUUUUGAAAGGUUUGAGAGUGAAAAAUCUUGACAUCAUUUUUUGUGUUUUCAUCUAGAAAUAAAAAAACAAACUUUUAAAACCAA